This is a messenger RNA of Cyclopterus lumpus (lumpfish), 5779 nucleotides long. RefSeq names its product vesicle-associated membrane protein 2 (gene vamp2). Gene Ontology annotation, biological process: SNARE complex assembly; vesicle fusion; vesicle-mediated transport. The record is from RefSeq and is a predicted model, not a curated record. Gene Ontology annotation, cellular component: plasma membrane; SNARE complex. The transcript has 5 exons. Gene Ontology annotation, molecular function: SNAP receptor activity; syntaxin-1 binding. The coding region runs from base 576 to 902 and encodes 108 amino acids. NCBI's taxonomy places the organism in Eukaryota, Metazoa, Chordata, Actinopteri, Perciformes, Cyclopteridae.
GUUGACACACAGACUGGAGUCCAAAUAAGCUCCUUUACUGACUCUUUAUACGAGAAAGACACGCGUGGUCGCGACAUGCGGCGCAAGUAAAGACCGACGCGUGCACACAGUCACGAUAACAGCGCCUAUAGGUUCAAAAGAGCGCUGUCCCGACGCGUCGGGAGCACCCGGGUCACCCAUUUCGGCAUGAAACUUCGCCUCGAUUGACGUCACCGAGCCAUCUUUGUCCGCCUUAAUCCGGGCGUCUGUUUAUUCCACCUUCAUUACUACACGGACCCCCUGACAGCGCCGGGCUCCACUUCAGCCUUGCAGGUGCCGCAUCGCCGUGUAGAUAUAGGAAGAGUGGAAGAAAAGAAGAAGGAGGGGGGGGUGAAGACAUAUCUCAGCGGCAGAUACAAGCCAGUGCUCCUCCUCGGCGAUACAGGCAGGGAAACGGCACCAUAAGCAACCAAAGGGUGCCAGAGGGUAGAGAGGAGCGCACAAGGCAAUCCACAUCCAUCUGCCAGCCACUUAGUCCGCGGUAGCAUUUCCAGUCCGGAUUUCAGCACAGCUGUCCAGCCAACACUACCAGGAACAUGUCUGCCCCAGCUGGAGCCCCUGCAGAUGGAGCGAAUCAGCCCCCCAACCUCACCAGCAACCGUCGUCUGCAGCAGACACAGGCACAAGUGGAUGAGGUGGUGGACAUCAUGCGUGUAAACGUGGAUAAGGUUCUGGAGCGUGAUCAGAAGCUGUCAGAACUGGACGAUAGGGCUGACGCCCUGCAGGCUGGAGCCUCUCAGUUUGAGACCAGCGCUGCAAAACUGAAGAAUAAAUACUGGUGGAAGAAUGCCAAGAUGAUGAUUAUCCUGGGUGUGAUAUGCGUGAUUGUCCUCAUCGUCAUUAUUGUGUACUUCAGCACCUAAGAAGAGUUGCUCCUACCCCAGUCUACUCCUUCCUUGCUACAGAAGAAAAAACCCUCAAAUUGAUUACAAAAUUAACCACGAUAAUUCAUUUAUUAUAUAUAUCUCCCGGUUAGCCUCGAUAUAUAACACCCCUAAACCUUCAGGGCCCCAUGGCUCCCCCACUUCCACCACCUCGCCUCUGGACCCCUGUCAAUAUUUGUCCUGUGAGUGUGUGGCCCUGUCUCCUUUCUGGGUACUCUUGGCUUUUCUAACCUGCCACACUGAGAACCAAACACUUGUGACGAUGCAACAACAGAAAAGGAAGCAACAAUUGGCGAUAAUUGUUACAUAACUGAUAUAUAUAUAGUUCUUUGUAGAGUUUUAUUCUGAUAUAUAUACUGUUUUGUAGGUGUGUGUGUGUGUGUGUGCGUGUGUGUGUGCGUGUGUGUGCAUUUUGUAUUUUUUAAUUUUUUGUAUUAAUUUUACGUAUGCUUCAGCGUUAACUACUGCCUAUUAAUCAAAGUGUGUAUCUUGCAUGUUAUCAUCAUCCAUCUGUCCCCCUGCUUACUCUCUCUUUUCGAUGUAUUUUUGCAGAGUGGAGUUAGUCUCCAUUUGACUCCGGAACGACUUUCUGAGGUUCGUCCGUGUUACUCGUGUCCACUAAGAAAGUCCAAAAAUAAGCCGGAGAACUAAAACUUGUAAAAAAAAAAAAUUAAAAAAAGAUGACGUCAAAUUACAAAGAUUUGAGCUACUCCACAGACAAAACUGCCCCUGAGAAUGCCCCAGGUUACUCUUACCUCAGCUCCAAAUGUCUAUAACUUGAUGCCAUCGAGGAGUUCAAGUCUUGGCUUCUUUGCUGGCUUUCUGAAAAGAGUUAAUGCUCACUCAUAUUGAUCAGACAUACAAAUAAUGCAUGAAUUGUGAAACUAAUUCCUAGUAAUCAUUGUUUUCCAGCCCUCUUCAUCGGAUCCUCCCAGUAUCUGUUUCAUUUCUCUUUCUCCAUUUCACACUUCUGUCUGUCAGCAUGCUUGAACACCUCAAUUUAUAUAAGUUCUAAAACUGCCAUAGUACAGUCGGACCAAUGUCUGUAGAUGUUUAUUUUUUAUUUCAAUAUUACGUAGUGUCUUAUUUCGAAAACAUUCCUUCAUUGCAGUCUAGUGCAAAUGGUCUUACCGUAGCACAUGUAAGUGUAAGUAUCUUUAAAAAAAAAAAAUAUACAAGCAAUGAAACUUGUGUCGAAAAACGUCGGUCAUACAAACCUUAAGAGAAAAUAGUUAGUAGCUGUAAGGGUUCGUUUUAAAUAGACAGGAUUAGACUUUCAAUCUGUCCAAAUGAUUUUCUUUUGUAAUAAGGGUGAUGUUAUCUUAACGUUACACGUAGGCUACAGUAUACUGUGGAGAUGUCAUUCAUGUCAAACUGUGGAUAUGGGCUUAAAGAAAACAACAAUUCUAAUGCAUAAAAUGGGGCCGUUGCAUAAAUAGAUGAAUUUCCAUAAAGCAAAGGUUCGUUCUUACUGGCCCGUUACCUACAUGGACCCUGAAAAGCCUUCGUCUCCAGUCACUUCUAUUAGUUACCGUAGAAUAUUUCCAGUCGAACCUGCCCUCACACUUUUAGUGUGUGCAGAGGGAGUGGCUGACUGCAGGAAAAAAAAAUAAAAAAAAUAAGGAAUCUGUUUAAAAUGCACAAACAACCUUGUUUUUGAUGGCGCUGUCUGGCUGGUCAAUAGCCUGGCCAAAGGAGAUCCUCAUGCAGCGAAACCUCUCCACACGAAGAGCACAUAAAAAGAAAAAGAAGAGGAGAUAAUUCAGCCUUAUUUGCAAAUCCAGGGACAGGGACAGAGGCUAAUGAGGACAAUGUCAAAUUCACAGUGGAGUUUUUUUUUUUUUUUUUUUGGUCAGCAACUUUGGGGUAAGCUCAGAAAAUGUACUGAAGAAGCGCGAGAAGCAAUUAUUCAAAAAAAUAGUAGCGCUCCGAAGAAGAGCGUCUUUGCCGGCGCGGUGGUUCUGUCUCAGUGUUUCUCCCUCCUAGUUAAGGCCUUUUUUUUCUUUUUUUAAAAUAUAAUAGAUUCUAUUUUUAUUAUAGUAUAUUUUUGUGUGAAACAGACAGGUAGAGAGGAAGUGUGCAAUCAGUACUAUUUGCUGCCAACAGCGGUAAGCUCCUCUUUACCUCAGUCUGGUGUGUUUUUUGUAAUUCAGCUCUGUGCGUUAUACACUGCCAAGCAACAAGGGAGAGGCUUCUAUUCUUAUUGCGGAUUUCUUUCAUCGGUGCCCGAGCUGGUUUGGUCUUAAAACAUUCUUUAACAUGUUUCUGGCAUCUUCUCCUGUGUGUACUACUUUUGGCUACUUUAUGAGCAGGAGAGCAGGGCAAUAUGAUGCACUUGUUGGUUUUCUUCAGUCAAACUAAGGCCUCGUGCACAUGAACACGAGACGACAUAGACCUUUAAAUUAAAUCUCCUUGAUUUGAGACCAUUCUACUUUCACCUAUGAAAGUUCUCUAUUUACUGAGUGUGUGCAUGUGCCGGCCUGCAUUAAUAAAUGCUGAACAGGAAGCAACGCAACUCAACUAAACUAUACAAAAGAUUUAGCACAUUUUCUUAGAGUAGGCUGGAAAUAUAAAGACCACAAAGCCACCAAUGAUAUUUCAGUGUGUAAAGCCUUAGUAGCCUUGUCUCUUUUCAACAUGACUUUUUAUCUUCCCCACCAGCUGAGUAAACCAACUUGCCCCACUUUGCUCAACCCACUGAUUCAAGAUCCUAUUGUGUGUGUGUGUGUGUGUGUGUGUGUGUGUGUGUCUGUGUCAGCGCAGGUGCAUCAAUGUGUGUGUGUGUGUGUGUGUGUCUGUUAGAAUAGCUCUGUCUUGGGAAUAUCCCCAGUUUAUCCCGACAGAUUAGGCCGCUUAAAUCUCAGAGUGAGGGCACGUUGUUUCCUUGACCACUGAAGUACGCGAGCAGACAGGUUACAGAUCUGCCGGCCAGUUCUAAUAAGGAAGGACCCGAACCUUAACAAAGCCCCUCCUCCCCUUCCCAUGUUUUCUUCCAAACAGAGCAAAAGUAAACUGCAGAAGAUUACUACCAAAGACCAGAUUUCCAUGCUUAAGCUGCCAAUUGCCAUCAAAAACAAGUGGAGAGAAACAGGUUAUCCAAACUAUCCAAGUCUGUUUUAAAUACCCGUACCCUAUUUAUCCUCAGAUAACAGGACCUUUUAAUUAUCGCACACUAUUCACAUGGUGUGUCAGAUUGGCUGGUGAGUUUGCCAUUCUAACAUAUGCAAGUUGAACCAAAACACGAGGGCCGCGUGCUUCAAAUCUCAAACACAGCCGGGCCCACCGGGCGCCUCCGGUUCCGAAGAGCCUCUUUAAUCUGAAACAAGUUUCAAGACACAAGAUCCUAUAACUAAUAAUAGCACAACUCUCUUUUCUUUUUCUUUUUUGUCUCCAUAGUGCUGCCAAGUUCUAAAAUGAAAAGACAUAAACGAACUAUAUGCUAUAAAAAAAUAACUGAGAAAAGCGUUAUAAAUAUCUGCAUUGUUUGGUGUUGUAAUAUGGGGGUGUUUUGGGGGGAAGGGGGUCCUAUAUCCUCAGGUUUAAGGUAUUAGCAAUUUACCAAAAUAUAUAUGAGGACAAAACUAUAUAAGCAAAGUAUAAAAUUGGGUUUUUGGCAAUAGAACAUCUUUAUAGGGUUUAGGCAUCCUGCAGGAGUUAACCACACAGUGGGCUGAAGUGAAGUAACACUACUGAUUGGGGUAGGACAUCUGUGUUAUCCAUAAAUCCGUAAUCCAUAAAUCCGUUGUGAGUGCUCAACCAAUUUGGUCACAAUGGUGAAAACGAAGUGAGUGCUCUCUUUUUUCUGUUGCUUUACUGUCCGUAUGAAAAGAAGUGCGUCGAUAUUUUAACACCGUGGCACUUUUUUCUGUUGUGAUUCGAUCAUUUUGGUGGGAUGGAAACAUUAAUUCGGGGGGAGAAUAUUGUCUUAUGUCAACCUCGCGAAUUGUUCAGCGACCUCAAUUUAAACGCUGCGUUCAGGUCAUUUGGGGGUGAUCCAAAAUGCAAAAAAAAAAAAAAAAAAGUGCAGACCCUCUUCCAGGUUUGAAAUAGAACUUGUGAUUCAAACCUGGAAGUAAAUGAGCAGAAAUGAGAAAAAGAGACCAACAGAAGAUCCAAUGGCUCGACAAAGCGUUGCGUAAUCGGUUUCAGAGCAGGAAAUGUUCCCCAACGUUUACCGUCACCCCCAAAUGGGAUGGAUGCAGCAAUAGGAGGGAACCUUUUGAGUCUCUGGAUGUUCACUGGAUGGUUAUAAUAGUACAAUAUUCUACUUUAAUGUAUGUUUUUAUUUUCGGACCAAAUAUUGUGUGUUUCUUUUGCAUCAAUUUAGUAAUAACUCCAGAUGUCACUGAAUUGUUUGUAUGUAAGCACUGACCGGUAAAGGUAAAAGAAAAGGGAGGUUAAUGGGGAAAAAAAAAAAGAAGUAUUUUUACCUUCAAUUGUCCAGAAUGCUCAGAAUGAUUCUACAGUUUACAUCAGAUUGCCGUUUGUAUCUACGAGAUCUAUUUUUUUGUUUAAAUCUGUUUAUUUUUGAGGAAAGAUUUAGACUUCUCUUUGGGACUAGGGUUUCAGGGAUGGAGGCCCAUAUUGCCCCUGGUCGUCUGGCCUCACAGGAGGGACGAGGCUGGAGGAUCAUGGGCAAUGUGCUCAGUUUGAUCUUUAACUUUUGUUUUGUUUUUCUUUGCUCUUAUUUGUUGAUAGAUUUAUUGUGCUGUCAUUUGGUAUGGGAUUAGAAACUAAACGUAAAGAAAAAGGAGACUGAAUGAAAAACUGAAGUACAUAAAAUAAUUGUAGUGUAAAUCUAUCAAUGUCUUAUUAUAUUGAUGAACAUCAUGAAAUAUAUGUAUAUUGGAAAAACA